Messenger RNA from Stereum hirsutum FP-91666 SS1, 1239 nucleotides. RefSeq names its product Dihydroorotase. The transcript is spliced from 5 exons. NCBI's taxonomy places the organism in Eukaryota, Fungi, Basidiomycota, Agaricomycetes, Russulales, Stereaceae. Gene Ontology annotation, cellular component: cytoplasm. The record is from RefSeq and is a predicted model, not a curated record. Bases 91 to 1146 code for a protein of 351 amino acids. Gene Ontology annotation, biological process: pyrimidine nucleotide biosynthetic process; 'de novo' pyrimidine nucleobase biosynthetic process. Gene Ontology annotation, molecular function: dihydroorotase activity.
ACCUCUUCCUGAUCCUCUACAGUCCGUUUCCUCAAAAGCUCUUUCGUCGCCCUAUCGAGACUCCCACAAUCUGAAGAUCAUACUUCAGAAAUGACCACAACUAUCUCCGUAGCUUCUCCAGCGGACUUCCAUGUCCAUCUCAGGCAGGGAGAGAUGUCUGCGCUCGUUACUCCUCACGUCAGAAAAGGAGGAUUCAAUCUAGCCUACGUUAUGCCCAAUCUCAAACCUCCUAUCACUACGACUGAUCAGGCGUUGGAGUACAAAGCAAGCCUGGAGAAGAUCGACCCGAAUGUGGAAUACCUGAUGACCCUUUACCUGUCUCCAGAGCUGACUCCGGAAGAAAUUCGUAAGGCUAAUAAAGCCGGUAUUGCUGGUGUCAAAUCGUACCCGAGAGGCGUCACGACUAAUAGCGAUGGAGGGAUCGAGUCGUACGAAGCGUAUUAUCCUGUGUUCGAAGCCAUGGAGGAUGUCGACAUGGUCCUCAAUCUUCACGGCGAAGUUCCGUCGGAUGCAGCGACAAACAUACAUAUCAUCAACGCAGAGCCCUCCUUCCUCCCUCACCUCGUCAAACUGCACGCCCGAUUCCCCAAGCUCCGCAUCGUGCUCGAGCACGCAACGACCCGUGCCGCUGUAGAAACGGUCAAAUCCCUAGGGGAGACCGUGGCUUGCACCAUCACCGCGCAUCACCUCACCCUGACCGUCGACGACUGGGCCGGUCAAUCAUGGAACUUCUGUAAACCUGUGGCGAAGUUCCCCGACGACAGAGAAGCCCUGCGGGAAGUCAUCCGUGAAGGUCAUCCACGCUUUUUCCUGGGUUCUGAUUCUGCGCCACACCCGCCGAGCACAAAGUCGAUCUCGACACCAUCACAUUCGUGCGCCGCCGGAGUCUACACAUCCCCGAUCCUCCUCCCCCUCACGGCGCAUCUUCUCGAGUCAUUCGGUGCCCUCGACAACCUCGAAAACUUCACGAGCACGUAUGGGCGGCGGUUCUACAGGAGGGAAAUUUCCGGCGCGGGUGCUGCUGCUGCGAAGGUGACACUUCGGAAAGUUGGGGGCAGGGUGGUGGAUGAAAGGUGGACGUUGGAAGGGGAGAGCGUUGUCCCGUUUUGGGCUGGCAAGGAGCUCGGCUGGGAGAUCAUCGAGUGAAUGUGACAGUGUACCGACGAAUAAGUUGAGGAUGUACUCAAAAUUUGUAUUCUGCUGAUUACUGUUUACGGCUUCGAACGUUCUAAGGUUUAC